Molecule: messenger RNA, 9174 nt
Organism: Alligator mississippiensis (American alligator)
Lineage: Eukaryota; Metazoa; Chordata; Crocodylia; Alligatoridae
Gene: COL6A6
Product: collagen type VI alpha 6 chain
Exons: 37
Coding region: 285-7121 (2278 amino acids)
Biological process (GO): extracellular matrix organization
Molecular function (GO): extracellular matrix structural constituent conferring tensile strength
Source: RefSeq, a predicted model, not a curated record
AGUGAAGACUGAGCCCCACCCUGACAGCUGCUGUUGCUGGCAGUGAACACAGCAUUGAAGACUGGCCUUGUUCACUGUGUCAGGAAAAGGGGAAGUUAUUUUUGGUAGUUUGGAAGACUUUAAAAGACAUACUUGCAUUGCUGUAUUUGGAGGGUUUUUGUAGCAAACUGAUGAUAAGAGUUCCUUUUAAAAGAGUGUGCAUCUUUCUUGAGCCACUUUGAAGGGAAUGAAGUUUUACACUAAGCCUUUUAUGUGAAUUAAAGCUUGAAACUUCAUUUCACAAUAUGAAGAUGCUACUGACUUUGUUCCUCCUCUUUAUUGGGAUUCAGACUUCAAAGAAUCAGGACACUGCCCCUGAGUCUGCAGAUAUUGUCUUUUUGAUUGACAGCUCCGAUACCCUGGGAAAGAAGGCAUUCCCUGCAUUAAAAAAUGUCAUGAUCAAAAUCAUUAAUAAUCUACCAGUUGCUCCUAACAAAUACCGUAUUGCACUUGCCCAGUACAGUGAUGAUUUGCAAAAUGAAUUUCUGGUAGACAAAUAUAAAACAAAGACCCUUAUGAUAAACCACAUCAGAAAGAAUUUGGUUUUCAAGGGUGGGUCCAUAAGAACUGGCAAUGCUCUGCAAAAGGUUCGUGCAACCUAUUUCAAAGAACCAAUUCAUCCAAGUGACAAACCACAGAUUUUGGUAGUUGUGACUUCGGGGACCUCAGAAGAUGAUGUAAAGCAGGCUGCCAAUGUUUUAAAAAGAAGUGGGGUGAAAAUCAUAGCUGUAGGACUACAGAAAGCUUCUCCUGAAGAACUGCAAUCAAUGGCAACCCAAGAAUUUUUUUAUGAGUAUCCCACAAUACAAAACCUCUCUGAGUUUUCUCAGAAUAUUUCCAUGAUCAUAAAGGAAGUUAUCCAAGCAGAUGUUAAUGGCAUAAUCCCUACACCUACGGUUGACCUUGAAACUGUAGAAGUCUGUGAAAGAGAUUCAAUUUCUGAUGUUGUGUUCAUAGUGGAUGAAGGUGCUCCAAGAGCAAACUUUGAGCAUGUUAAAACAUUCCUGGAAAACACAGUGUCCUUGCUUGAUGUGAAGAAGGAUUGCAUAAGAACUGGCCUGGUGACAUACAGCUCCGAGCCACGUGUGAUAUCUUUACUGAACGCAGAAACAAACCGUGCUGAUAUUCUAAAUAAAAUACAGGGGCUUUCUUCCAGGGCAGGGAAAGCCAAUAUGGGCGCAGCCCUUAAAGUGACAAGGGAAAAAGUUUUUGUUGAAUAUGCUGGAAGCAGAAAGACUCAAAGUGUAAACCAAAUAGCCACACUGAUUACUCACAGAGCCUCAGACGACCAUGUGAGUGAAGCAGCUCGUGAUCUUCGUAGAACCGGUGUCACUGUGUUUGCCAUAGGCGUUGAAAAUGCUAAUGAAACCCAAUUGACUCAGAUAGCAUCAUAUCCUCAGCCACAGUAUGUUACUACUCUAAAAAAAUUUGUUGACUUGACAAAAGAGGAUACAAACAGAAAUUUUAAAAAGAAACUCUUCAAUCAAAUACAGAACAAGCUCUAUGUCCAGACUGAGAGAAGCAAAGAUCUCAAAACAGGAUGUAUGGACACAGAGGAAGCUGAUAUAUAUCUGCUUAUUGAUGGCUCAACAAGCAUCAACAUCCCUGACUUCAAGGACAUAAAAGAGUUUGUGAAGGAAGUGAUUGAGAUGUUUAACAUAGGACCAAAUAACGUUCGGUUUGGAGUUGUGCAGUAUUCACACAAAAUAGAACGGGAGUUUACACUUGAUCAAUACCAGAAAAAAGGUGAUUUAGUGAGGGCCAUUGACAAUGUUAGGCAAAUAUAUGGAGACACUUAUACAGGAAAGGCUCUAGAAUACAUGCAGCCACUGUUUACAGAAGCAAAGGAGCAGCGAAGAGUACCUUGUCACCUCAUUGUCCUCACAGAUGGAGAAGCACAUGACAGGGUAAAAGAACCUGCCGAUAGACUGAGGGCUAACCAAGUUAAUGUUUAUGCCAUCGGUAUAAAAGGUGCUAAUAAAACACAACUAGAAGAGAUUUCAGCCUCAAAAGCCAGGACCUAUUUUGUAAAUGACUUUGACUCCUUGAAGGUCAUAAAAGAUGAAUUAGUUCAAAAGAUCUGUUCCAAAGAAGCCUGCAAAGAAAUGAAAGCUGACAUCAUGUUCCUGGUGGACAGUUCUGGGAGUAUCGGGUACGAAAACUAUGCCAAAAUGAAAAGGUUUAUGAGAGAACUGGUGAACAAAUCUGACAUUGGCACAGAACGAGUGCAAGUUGGGGUUGUGCAGUUCAGUGAUGUUCCCAGGGAAGAGUUCCAGCUCAACCAAUACUCUACCAAAAGUGAUAUUGUUAGUGCUAUAGAUAGAAUGAAUCUUAUAAAUCAAAAUACACUAACUGGAAAUGCAUUGACUUUUGUGGCUCAGUAUUUCCAACCUUCCAAAGGAGCACGUCCCAAUGUCAAAAAAAUUCUUAUCCUGAUCACCGAUGGGGAAGCACAAGAUGCAGUAAAAGAACCAGCAACAGCCCUACGACAGGAUGGCAUUAUUAUUUACUCGGUUGGAGUUUUUAAUGCAAAAAAAACUCAGCUAGAAGAGAUUUCUGGGAAGCCUGAGUUUGUUUUUUAUGUUGAAAAUUUUGAUUUGAUGAAGCGCAUAGAAGACAAUAUCAUUUUUGGGGUAUGCAGUCCUCCUGAGGACUGCAAAAGAAUACAACGUUUAGAUAUUGUGUUCGUCAUAGACAGUUCUGGAAGCAUAGAUGAAACAGAAUACAAGACCAUGAAAGACUUCAUGAUUGCCUUGGUGACCAAGUCUGAUGUUGGCCCAGACGGAGUUCAGUUUGGAGCUGUAAAAUAUUCUGAUGACCCAACAACAAAUUUUUAUCUUAAUACAUACAGUACAAAAUCCAAAAUUAUUAAAGCUAUCCAGGACGACGAACGUAUAGGAGGUGCGACAUACACUGCCAGUGCACUUAAGCAUUCACGCACUCUGUUCAUUAAGGCACGUGGCAGUCGCAUGAACGAGGGAGUUCCACAGGUUCUUAUAGUGAUAACUGAUGGCAAAUCUCAUGAUAAGCAAGAACUUCCUGAUGAAGCCCAGAAAUUAAGGGACAAAGGCAUUAUUAUCUAUGCAGUUGGAAUAGAAGCAGCAAAUUAUGACGAACUUUUGAUGAUGGCAGGAGUGGAAAACAAAUGCUUCUAUGUGGAUACAUUUGAUGGGCUCAAAGACAUAUCCUUCAAUUUAUCAAAAGAAGUAUGUGAUGAUACAAAACCACCAUGCAAAAUUAAAGGAAGUCUAGUUUUCUUGGUUGACACUAGCAGCAUCCCAAUGACGCAAUUCAGUGAAAUGCAGGAUUUCAUGAAAGAAGUUGUCAAUUAUGUCAACAGUUCUGAACAUUUACGAGUUGGCCUUGCUCAGUACAGCAGUAUAUAUAAGGAAGAACUCAAGCCGGAUGACUCUGAAAACAAAAUAGCAGUGCAGAAUACAAUUGAAAGGAUGAAACGGGAGGUAGAAGAUGAAAUUAAACCGUAUUUUGGAGCCGCACUUAAGAAAGUAAAGCAUUACCUUGAAUUGAUAGGACAUGAAAGCAUACAUGAGAAUUUCACAAGGUUGCUGAUAAUUGCUGAUGGAAACUCACGUGAUGAUGUCGCUGGUCCAGCAGAAAUUUUGAGAAAUAUAGGAAUUAAAAUCUAUGCUAUAGGCGUUGGACAGAUAAAUCACCCAGCGCUUACCCAAGUAGUUGGCACUUCAGACAAGUGGAAAUACAGUGUUACUGAUGUUAAUCAGCUGAGAAGCCUCAAGAAAAGGUUAGCUGAUGACUUCUGUGAAAAGGAUAAAGCAAUUUGUUUUGUGGAUAUCGUCCUGGGAUUUGAUAUCUCUUCACAACAGCGAGGACAUAAUUUGUUUCAUGGACAAUCCCAGCUGAAAGCAUAUCUUCAAGAGAUUCUGCGAGCCCUCACAUCCCCAAGCAGCGUGAGCUGCAGUAAAGAGACAGGCACACAGAGCAGUGUGGCGGUUCAAGUGAAGAACACAGACAAGCUGGUGUCCACAAAAUUCCGCAUUGAUAGUCAAGAAAUCCUAAACAGCCUGACAAAUGUUGUGGUCAAUGGGUCAUCCCAUCUCGAUGUCAGCUUCCUGGAGCUGCUUUGGCAAACAUUUGAAAACAAGUCUGAUGAUCAAAGACGAAGUAAGGUGAUGCUUGUUUUUUCAGAUGGCUUGGAUGAUGAGGUGGAAGUACUUGAGCAAAAAUCAGAAGAACUCAGAAAAAAAGGAUUGGAUGCACUGAUAACCAUUGCUCUGGAAGGAGUCUCUAACAUUCACGAGCUUCAAUUCAUUGAAUUUGGAAAAGGAUUUGAAUAUAGGACUCAGUUAAAUAUUGACAUGAGUAAUAUUAUGAACCUGCUGUCCAAGUAUGUGAAUGCUGUUGCUGAAAGGAAAUGCUGCUGUGUCUUCUGUAAGUGCAGUGGAAACAGGGGUCCUGCUGGACAGCCAGGAAGUAAAAGAGAGAAGGGACUACCAGGCCCAAAAGGCAGUCCUGGACACUCAGGAGAAGAAGGAGAUCCAGGUCCAAGAGGACCGACUGGACCAAGAGGAGAAAUAGGCACUCAGGGCUGUCAAGGAGUAAAAGGCGUUAAGGGGAGCCAAGGAAUAGGUGGUCAAAAGGGAGAAGAAGGGGACGGUGGAGUUGAUGGAAUUGAUGGAGAACAGGGAUCGUAUGGGUUUCCAGGGAAGAAGGGAGAAAGGGGUGAUGAUGGUUACCAGGGUAGUUCAGGGCCAAAAGGACCCCCUGGUGAACGUGGUGAGAAGGGUUUUCGAGGAGAUCCCGGGACCUCUGGAUUGGACAAUGAUAUAAGAGGGCCUAAAGGUUCAAAAGGAGAACGGGGAAGACAGGGUGAUAGAGGACCAAAAGGGUCAGCUGGCUCUCCGGGCUCUAGAAACUCUUUGGGACCAGCAGGUCAAAAAGGACAACCAGGUAUACCGGGUGUGAAAGGAGAUCCUGGUUUUGAUGGCUCUAACGGAGAUCAAGGAUUUAGAGGACCCCAGGGACCUGGAGGAAUUCAAGGUGUGAAAGGAGAUCCAGGGAGUCAAGGAAAUAAAGGUCCUCAGGGGAUCCCAGGAAGUGAAGGUUCAAAAGGGAAUCCUGGAAGUCCUGGAGUAAGAGGAAGUAAAGGAGAAACUGGUGAACCUGGACCAAAAGGACUUGUAGGACCAUAUGGUUCCCGGGGGAUGCAGGGAGAAGAUGGUAUUGACAUACAAGGUAGAGUAGGAAGAAAAGGCGUAAAGGGACAAAAUGGAUGCCCUGGAGAUACUGGAAUGCAGGGUGAAAUGGGUGAUGCAGGAAUUCCUGGUGAGCCUGGACCAAAAGGAAAUGUGGGAAAAAUGGGCCCUGCAGGCAAUGCUGGGAAAAUAGGCGAUCCAGGAGACCCAGGACAUCAAGGACGUAGGGGGCCAAGAGGACCAAAAGGAGAGUCCUCAUUUCCAGAGUGUGGCCUAAUUAACUAUGUACGCAACCACAGCCAAACACUUGCUUUUUUAAAAUUUUUGGAUCAUGUUCAACAACCAUCUGUUUUUUAUGUUAUAGGGAAACCAGAAUGUCCAGUGUAUCCAACAGAACUGGUGUUUGCCUUAGACUUAUCUGAGGAUGUCACCCCUCAGAUAUUCCAAAGGAUGAAAGACAUAGUCAUAUCAAUAGUGACUGACACCAGAACGAGAGACAGCAACUGCCCCAUUGGAGCUAGAGUUGCCGUGAUGCAGUAUGGUUCACAUACACACUACGUGAUCCGAUUCUCAGAGUUCUACAACAAGAAACAUUUCAUUCAAGAAGUAAAAAAUCUGUCUCAUCAGAGAUCCAAGACUGUCCGGCAUAUUGGCAGUGCUAUGAGAUUUAUUGCCAGGCAUGUCUUCAAGAGAACUCUGCAGGCUCCUAAUGUAAGAAAAAUAGCAGUGUUUUUCAGCAAUGGGCCAUCUGCAGAUGCAUCUUUGAUUAAUACAGCGGUUCUGGAGUAUAGAGCAUUAGAUAUCAUUCCAGUAGUUAUUGCUUUCAAUGAUGUACCCAAUGUCAAUCAGGCCUUUAAGAUGGAUGACACUGGAAAGUUUCAGGUAAUAAAUAUAGAUCCAGAAGGGAACUAUAUACCAUUUUUACAACCAUUUCUUCUCUGCACACUGUGUUAUGACAAGUGUAACCCAGAUGCCUCCUGUAUGCUUCCUGAACCCUCUCCACCACAGACCUAUGUGGAUGCUGCUUUCAUUUUGGAUAGCUCCUGGAAAAUGAGCAGUGAUGAAUUUGAGACAGUGAAAGUCUUCCUCAGCAAAGCACUUGAUGCCUUUGACAUUUCCUCUUACCCAGUUAUUUCUGCUACAGGUGAUAGAGUAGCUAUGGUGAGCCAUGCUACACCAGGUUUCAAACCCAGGACACACAAGAGUCCAGUAAAGAUGGAGUUUGAUUUAGUCACCCACAGCAGUAAACUCUUAAUGCAGAAUCAUAUAAAAAAUUCUCUUCAACAGCUGAAUGGAGAAGCUGCUCUUGGAUAUACCAUUGAGUGGGUAAUGGAAAAUAUUUUCUCAGAGGCUCCAAACCCAAGAGACAACAAAUUCAUCAUUGUCAUAUCUGCUGGAGAAACAAGUUCAUGGGACAAGGAAAUGUUAAAGGAAGCAUUGAUGACAGCCAAGUGCCAAGGAUAUGCUCUGUUUGUAAUUUCUUUGAGGCCAUUGUGUAAUGACGAAGAACUGGAAGAGCUUGCUAGCAUUCCCUUAGAACAGCAUUUGGUUCAGCUUGGCAGAAUUCACAAGCCUGAUCUUGGAUACAUAGAGAGAUUUAUGAAAGCAUUUGUACGUCUCUUACGAAGUUCAAUUAACAGGUAUCCACCAGAGGAGCUUAGGACACCUUGUGAGACUACCAGUUUUCCAAGACCAUCCCCUUCUGUCAACCACGCUGAAGGCUCAGCAGAAGAGUAUGUCUCAGAUGCAUAUCUUGCAGCUGUAGGACAUUUAUUCAGCAUGCUACAGGCUGACCUCCAUGAUGACUUUCUAGAUACUGAUUUUAUCAGCACUGCAUAUGAGGAUUCAGCAACCGGAAACGAAACGGAGCAUGCUGAUAUAACAAAUAGCAGUAAUGAAGACUGUAUAUGAUUUGAAAUGGACGGACUUCAAAAUUCAAGUUAGUGACUGAAACUGGACACUGGCCUCAGGCUGAACAAAACAAAUUAUGAGGCAUGAUUCUGAUAUGCAGUAUUUUUCCAAAGCAGUAAUUCUUCUUUUCUAGGUCUCUUUCAAGGUUGUGCAACAGUGAACAAGAUUUCUUCUAGGUGCAUCAUGGAAGAAAUCUUGCCAUGAUGUUUCACAUCCCUUAUAACUUUCAUUUUUUUAAAUUUGAUUUUUUUUUUAAAGUAAAGAAAUUUGCCUAAUACAAAUUCCAGGUCUGAUUCUCUCCAGCAGUAAGUGCUCUCAACUCCCAUUCACUUCAGUGGGAGGUGGAGGCAUUUGGUAACUUUCAAGACCAUGACCUUAAAGAACUACCAGCUUUCAUUUUGGUGGAGCUGUCUGACAACAGAAGACACUGACUUGGUUACUGGAAAGAGAUGUUAUACAAAGGGCUCCUGUACACAUGCACAGAGCCUGCUCCGAUGCACUGAAAAUCCAGCACGUUGGAGCAGACUCCAUUGAUCAAGUCUGCUGGAAUAUGGAAACUGAUGUGUUCUUGCAGCCUCCUGUGUUCUAUGCAUCAGCGUCCCAGCAUAUCUUCACGCUGAAAAAAUGGUGGCAGGCCACUUGGAACUAAAGCUGAUCAAACAUAUUUUAUUUCAAAGUGCUCUACUAGCAUUUUUAAGCGCGGGGACACUGAUGCACAUGAUGCCUGGGCAAUUCUUAAUUGGCAUGCCUUGCUAAUUAAAGCGCCCAGUGCCAUAUCCCACAGCAUGUGCAAUGCCUUAAGCUGUGAUUCAGGUUCAUUACCAUGAAACUAUUUUCCUCAUACUCCUUUUACAGGCAUAAAUUUCACUAACUAAAGAUAAGGCAGCAAUUUAUUUGCUAUUAUGCUUCUUUAGACAAACAGAAACUAAUUAUAGGGCUGCUUUUUGACUGGUUUACUUAAGACAAAGGGGACUAAAUAAAGUAAGAACACAAGAGUGCAUCUCCUUGAAAACAACAAUUCUGCCUCAAAUUUGGCCUUUAAUUCUGCAUGCUACUUGGGUAUUCAAGAAUGGAGGAAAGUCUAAGUUGAACUGGUAAAAAUUUUUGAGGGAACAGUUUUCUGUUUGAAAAUGGUUCAACUAACCUGAAACAAUGCAUGGAAAUGUUGGCAGGGAAAUUGGCUUGUUAGCUCAGAAAUUUUCAAAAAAAUGUAUUGUAGAUCUUGCAAAAAGUGCUUUUUAAAUUGUUUCAAUUUAGGGAAGAUUGUAUAUUUCUGACUUGGACAGAAAAACUUCAGAAUUGCAAAAUUUCACAUAAUGGAAGUGCUGGUGCCUACAAAGCUCUACUUGAGGGAGUUUCAUUCUAUUUGUACUUUAAUAUGAUUUUGAUAUGAAAAUGUCCUAGGAUUUAUUUUUAUAUAGUGAAACCUCAAGUUUAACUGGCAUGAUAUCAACAGUAGUAUAAAAAGACUAUGGUAGUGUUAAAGUGAGGUAGCUGUGAAGAUCCAGGAAUGAUAUGAGAAGUAAGGCAUUUUGGGGGGUGAUAUCUUCUAUUAGACCAACUGCAUGGUUGGAAAAAAACAAGACAAGCUUUUGAAUGCAAGAUGUUUUCAACAGGAUCUAAAGUACUUCUCUCAAGUUUCAUACAUGUAACAGUAUUAUGAAAACAGCCAAAAUUGCUAAAACCAAAACUGUGUUCCCUAUAAGCAGUAUUAUCUGUAAGGGUAAAAGUAAAAAAAUGUCAUCUUAGAUGAAUAUGGAAAACAAGCUGAGCCCCAAAAAAUCUUUUGUAAUAUAAAAGUCAAUGUCAACAGUACCAUACUCGCACACUAUACUGUAUACAGUUCAGAUCAGCUUAACGUUUUAUGCUUCAGUUUUUGAAGUUUCACUGCUCACCUCUUUUCUGUAUAAAUCUCUCACCUUCAGUGAAAGCCAUUUCAAAGGGGAUAGUUUUACAAUGCACCUUCUGUUACUUUGUUACUAUCAUACCGAACUUUUUUAAUGCACUUUAUACAUGUCAUUACACUAAUUAAAACUACUUACCUGAAACAUCA